Molecule: messenger RNA, 1509 nt
Organism: Hippocampus comes (tiger tail seahorse)
Lineage: Eukaryota; Metazoa; Chordata; Actinopteri; Syngnathiformes; Syngnathidae
Product: ubiquitin-conjugating enzyme E2 variant 1
Exons: 8
Coding region: 62-1189 (375 amino acids)
Molecular function (GO): oxidoreductase activity
Source: RefSeq, a predicted model, not a curated record
CGUUGGCUCCUGACGAGGAGCAGACAGACUCAACUGAAGGGGUUGGGCCCAAAGUGGAGAAAUGGCGAGAAUGGUGGACGAGAGCGGGCGCGGAGAGGAAUCGCAAAACCCCGAGCGACAGGAACCCGACCGGGGCUCGGCGAGGUGGGGUCCACAGCACGCCGGCGCCCGAGAACUGGCCAAUUUAUAUUCGCCAGGCAAAAGAUGCCAAGAGUGGAUUAGUGUCCUCCUCUGCUUCUCUCUCAUGGCCUUCAAUUUCCUUCACCUCCUUGCCAAUUUCCACCUGGGGCAUUUGUGGUACAUCCUGUUGGGUAUCGCGGCGGGGAUCCUCACCGCAGACUUUGCCUCGGGCCUUGUUCACUGGGCGGCCGACACGUGGGGAUCGGUGGAUCUCCCCAUCUUCGGAAAGGCCUUUAUCCGACCCUUUAGAGAACACCACAUUGACCCCACAGCCAUCACCCGUCACGACUUCAUUGAGACCAAUGGCGACAACUGCAUGUUGACUCUUGUCCCGCUCGCCAACAUGGCCUUCAACUUCCUCACCCUCUCCCCUGCCGAGAUCUACCACCUGUACCCGUGGUACUGCUACCUGUUUGCACUCGGCAUCUUCGUGACCCUCACCAACCAGAUUCACAAGUGGUCCCACACCUACUUCGGCCUUCCCCGCUGGGUGGUCUUCCUCCAGGACUGCCACGUCAUCCUGCCCCGCAAGCACCACCGCAUCCACCACGUGUCCCCGCACGAGACCUACUUCUGCAUCACGACAGGAGUGAAAGUUCCUCGCAAUUUCCGGCUCCUCGAAGAGCUGGAGGAAGGACAGAAAGGUGUGGGGGAUGGCACUGUCAGCUGGGGUCUGGAAGAUGACGAGGACAUGACCUUAACGAGGUGGCGAGGAGUCAUCCUCGGCCCCCCUCGAACGAGCUACGAAAACAGGAUGUACAAUCUGAAGGUUGAAUGCGGGCCGGGUUACCCGGAGUCGCCGCCCUUUGUCAGAUUUGUGACCAAGAUCAACCUGAACGGCGUGAACACCUCCAACGGCGUGGUGGACAUGCACGCGGUGACCGCGUUGGCCAAGUGGCAGAACUCGUACAGUAUCCGGACGGUGCUGCUGGAGCUGCGGCGGCUCAUGACCUGCAAGGAGAACAUGAAGCUUCCUCAGCCACCCGAGGGCCAGAUCUAUACCAACUGAGCUUCGUUUGUCUCCAUCUUGUCCUCCUUCUUCCUGCCUCGGCUCACUUGCCGCCAUUGCGUUCGCAUUCCAUUGGUUGAGAGAACACGCGCGACGCCGUCGAGCUCAAGCGUACAACAAUGCAGACACAUUGGUUAUUAUCCACACGCGUCAUUGCGGCCGAUUUUCCCUCUUCUCCCAACGCCGGAUCUCUUGGUCGUGAUCAUUGGAAUACUGUACAUCCCCUUAUUUUUGUUGUUGUUUUUGUUUGUUUCGUUCUUUUUAAUAAUUUGUGGAAAAUAGCAGAUUGUACAAUAACAUAAAUAAUCUUAUGAAGUGUC